Messenger RNA from Mugil cephalus (flathead mullet), 3561 nucleotides. It is a transcript of the gene ldb1b, whose product is annotated as LIM-domain binding 1b. The coding region runs from base 396 to 1634 and encodes 412 amino acids. Gene Ontology annotation, cellular component: transcription regulator complex; nucleus. The transcript has 11 exons. NCBI's taxonomy places the organism in Eukaryota, Metazoa, Chordata, Actinopteri, Mugiliformes, Mugilidae. The record is from RefSeq and is a predicted model, not a curated record. Gene Ontology annotation, biological process: negative regulation of transcription by RNA polymerase II; nervous system development; positive regulation of transcription by RNA polymerase II. Gene Ontology annotation, molecular function: LIM domain binding.
AUAACACACUCACUUACACACACUCCUCUUACCCACACGGUGUGAUUCACAGUGUUCAGCUACAACUGAGAGAAUCUGAUCCUUUGUGUGUGCACUCUUUUUUUAACCUCUCUCCUUCCCCUCUUUCUCUCUUUUUCUCCUCCCUCGCCGUCACUCUCUCUCUCUCUCUCCCUCCCUCCUCUUCUCUUUCCUCCCUGGUGGUGUGUGUGUGUGUGUGUGCGUGUGUGUGUAUGUGUGUGAACCGUGGGGAUAACAGACGCUCAUGUGAGCAGCCUCAGUGGCGGCAGCAGUGACUGGUGAGACAGAGGAGAGAGGAGAGGAAGAGCGCAGGGAUAACAGAGCCACCACCACCACCACCAUCAUUCUGAUCGGAUUCACACCAGACAUGUGAGAAGAUGUCCGUGGGCGGCUGCGCGUGUCCCGGCUGUUCCUCCAAGUCGUUCAAGCUGUACUCCCCCAAGGAGCCCCCCAACGGUAGCACUUUUCCCCCUUUCCACCCCGGCACCAUGCUGGACAGAGACGUGGGUCCCACUCCAAUGUACCCUCCUACAUACCUGGAGCCAGGAAUAGGGAGGCACACGCCAUAUGGCAACCAGACAGACUACAGAAUAUUUGAGCUCAACAAGCGGCUACAGAACUGGACGGAGGAGUGUGACAACCUAUGGUGGGAUGCAUUUACUACAGAGUUCUUUGAAGACGAUGCCAUGUUGACCAUUACUUUCUGUCUGGAGGAUGGACCCAAACGCUACACAAUUGGCCGGACGUUAAUCCCGAGGUACUUCAGGAGUAUAUUUGAGGGCGGUGCUACUGAGCUCUACUACGUGCUGAAGCAUCCCAAGGAGUCCUUCCACAAUAACUUCGUCUCCCUCGACUGUGAUCAGUGCACCAUGGUCACUCAGAAUGGAAAGCCCAUGUUCACACAGGUGUGCGUAGAAGGACGCUUGUACCUGGAGUUCAUGUUUGACGACAUGAUGAGGAUAAAGACGUGGCACUUCAGCAUCAGACAACACCGUGAACUCAUUCCCCGCAGUAUACUGGCCAUGCACGCCCAGGACCCACAGAUGCUGGACCAGCUGUCUAAAAACAUAACAAGAUGUGGCCUGUCGAACUCCACCCUUAACUACCUCCGACUGUGUGUGAUUCUGGAGCCAAUGCAGGAGCUGAUGUCCAGACACAAGACAUAUAGCCUCAGCCCCAGAGACUGCCUCAAGACCUGCCUCUUCCAGAAAUGGCAGAGGAUGGUGGCGCCACCCGCUGAGCCAUCGAGACAGGCCCCAAACAAGCGGCGGAAGCGUAAGAUGUCAGGUGGCAGCACCAUCAGCGGAGGGGGAGGAACAAAUAACAACAACAACAACAAAAAGAAGAGCCCGGGCAGCGGAUUCCCUCUGUCCAGCCAAGUUCCUGAUGUGAUGGUGGUGGGAGAGCCCACGCUGAUGGGGGGAGAGUUCGGCGACGAGGACGAGCGUCUGAUCACACGGCUGGAGAACACGCAGUUCGACGCGGCCAACGGCAUCGACGACGAGGACAGCUUCAACAACUCUCCGGCGCUGGGCUCCAACUCGCCCUGGAACAACAAGGCCCCCUCCAGCCAGGAGAGCAAGAGCGACAACCCCACCUCACAGGCGUCACAGUAGAGCCCCGCAACCUCAACACAGCCCCCUCUCUCUGUCACUCCUCAGCCCCCACCCCACCCCACCCCAGCAGCCACGGCCGCAAGAGUAACAGCCCCAUCAUCUGUAGCGCUCAGAUUCACACACAGGUAGCCUGAGGGAGCCCAGUCUCAGUCAUUUUUUUAUUAUUGCUGUGACUUCCCAAUAUUUAGGCGCUGUGUCCCACCCCUCCCCUUCCUCUCCUUCUCUCACACUCAACAUGUCCCAUCUGCUCUUGCUAAUUUUCAGUUUGGACAACGACUGGGGUAGAUGUGAACGAGCAGGAACGGGGAACUGCGCGCACUAAACUACCAAUACCGGGGUUCGCAUGUAGGGCCGGGUGGGUUAGGGUGCAGGGGUUGACGGCGGAGGGGCUUCUAGAGGGUGGCGAGUCGCUUAGGGACGACUCCGCCACCCGUCCUCUAAGCGUGGCUCUCUACUCUGGUCUGCUCGGCUGACGCACAAGUCGCUGAUAACGUUUGUUAAUAGAGUAUAUGUGUGUGCGCGUGAGUUAGUGUGUGUGUGUGUGUGUGUAUGUGUGAAAUUUGCAAGGAGAGGCAGUUUGAGCUUAAUUGCAGCUUUGCUGAAGCAGCCAGACCAGAGUUUAGAGUCAGUCCGUAAAAAACAUUAAAAUUAACACACUAGUACGAGAGCUGAAAUGUGGCACUAGGGAAGCAUCACACACACACACACACACGGACACACACACACGGGCACACACACACAUAAACAUAAUGAUUGAAGGAGUCCCCUAGUGCCCGAGCCGUCUCUGAUUAGACUACAGAGAGCGCAGUCUUUCAAACAGAGAACAUUUACAACACACGCAGUUACACAUUUUAAGAGUUUUUAUACAGUAUAUAUUUCCCUAGAAUGUUUUUUAAUUUGUAUUAAACGCCUUCAUUUCAAUUGUUACUUUUUUUAUUUUCUACCAAUACUGAAAAGCUACAGACCAAGGAGCAACACAGGACUUUUAUCCUUCCCCCCUCUAAAAUAUAUUGUUUUUAUCUUUUAUGUUUAUAAAAGAGAAAUAAUUUAGUGUGGAUGUUUUUAUUUUGUCUUUUUGUUCCUUUUUUUUUUGGAGAUUUGAAUUUUUGUGUAUUUGUGCUUGUAUAUUUAAGGUAGUAGCAAAGUUCUGUCUGACUGUAAUAAAAUGUAUUCUUACUUAGAUUUACCUAAAGCCAUCCCGAUCUAAUGUAAAGAAACAAAAAUAGGAAAAAGGAGAAAAAACACUCAUGACCCCGCCCCCCCCCCCCCCCCUCGACCUUCCUACCUGCUCUCUUUCCUCUUUUUUAAAACUUGUGUAAAUUAAAUUACAAAACCCCCGGGGUACAAUGGCACCAUGGAAGAGAUGAUUUUACUGUUUAUUUUACUUUUUUUUUAAUUUAUUUAGGAAAUGUCAGAAGUUCACUCAUACAUUUCAUCGAUACAGGAAAAUGUUUCUUCACUUUACGUUCACCACCGUUCCGUGUGUUUCAAUUUGAUGUCAAGUGAAUGUGCUCGCUUAAGUUUAGUUUCCUUCUCAUGUCUCAUCACUGACUAAGAAUCAUCUUUUUUUUUUCUUUCUGUUCGUUUAAGUCCUCUUUAUUUGUUUGGUCUUGUUCAUAGCCGUCAGAGUCACACACACACACACACAUCUUCUUAAACCAGCUUCACAUUAAGUUCAGUCUACAUAUUCAGUAGCAACGCUGAUUCUGUAAAGUCUAAUAAAUGCAGCUGAGGCAUCUGUUGUUGUUUUGUACGUUUCCAUUUUGUUAUUCCAGCUGCAGUUACGAUUGAGUUUGAAUGGUGACUUGUACCUUCUCCAAACCCUGUAGAAAAAUCAUUGUUUGAUAUAUAUUUUUUGAUUUGGUUAGUUUCUGCCCUUGAUAAUUAAUGUAUGGUACCAAUAAAAAGAUACAUUUUCACUUUAAAA